UUGACCCUUUGACCACUGGUCUCAAACACUUUUACUUCUGCUUUACGCUCAACAAAAGUAAAUGGCCGACCAAUCGUCACAAAAUGCUGCAGAAGAUAGCAAAAAGGAAGCAUAUGAUACUACGCCAAUCUUCAAGUACCACCAUAAGAAGUCUAUUGAAAAUCAAGACGCCAAAAUUUUCGGCCAUCAAUUUGUACCAAGUGACUCCAAGGUCGGUAAAAAGCCAAGCCCUAUAACACGCUCAUGGUCGGGUGCAAAUGCUAUUUCUGGCCAUAUACCGCGCCAAGGGUCUCCAACCAACCCCUACUUGGCUGGAGCUGAAAUCAUGCUAGGCAGAGGCAACAAGAAAGCCGAAGAGGAAGCGAAAGGCGAAGAAAAAGAGGAGGAUGUGGAGGAUUUUGAAACCGAGGAAGGUGAUAUUACUUCUGAUCUGCAAGAGCUCUACGUCAAUUUCAAAAAAUGCAUGGAUCUUAGAGAUAAAUACAUGGAAUAUUCUGCACAACGCAUGUUUGACAACCCUAAAGACAAGGAUGAUUGGAAGAUUUAUCCAGAACCACUUCCACCUUCCUGGCCACUUCCGCCCCCAGAAGAAUGGGAGAAGCGACGACAGCAAGAAGCCAGACGUGCCGCUGAUCCAAUUGGUAGUGUGGGAAAUGACUUUCAUAAGCAGGACUGUUCCAUUCCUUCUAAGCACGAAUACGGCUUUCGAAUCAAUAGUGGCGGAGUGUACGAGGUGUACAAAACCUCUCAAGAUAUGCAGGACAAUAAGCCUUUUGUGAAAGUUCCAGAUCCUCGAGAAUAUUUCAGCGACCUGGAUUUUGUAUUGGGCAUUAUUAGCGAUGGUCCUGCGAAAUCAUUUGCGUUUAAACGACUGCGAUAUCUAGAGAGCAAAUGGAAUCUGUAUCUCUUACUCAACGAGUAUCAGGAAAUGGCUGAAACAAAGAGAGUGCCUCACAGAGACUUUUACAACGUGCGCAAGGUCGAUACGCACGUUCACCAUUCCAGCUGCAUGAAUCAAAAGCACUUGCUUCGAUUUAUCAAAUCCAAAAUGCGCAAAUCAUCGGAUGAUACUGUCAUUUACAGAGAUGGAAAACUGCUUACUUUGUCUGGCGUAUUUGAGAGUUUGGGACUGACCGCAUAUGAUCUGAGUAUUGACACCUUGGACAUGCAUGCGCACAAAGAUUCUUUCCAUCGUUUUGAUAAGUUCAAUCUUAAAUACAAUCCUAUUGGAGAGAGUAGAUUGCGUGAAAUUUUCCUGAAGACAGACAAUUACAUUUCUGGCCGAUAUCUUGCCGAACUUACCAAAGAAAUCAUUUCUGAUCUGGAGUCGUCCAAGUAUCAAAUGGUCGAAUACCGUCUCUCCAUUUAUGGCAGAUCGAUUGGAGAAUGGGACAACCUGGCCAAGUGGGUUGUUGAAAAUAAGUUGUUUUCGUAUAACGUUCGAUGGUUGAUCCAAAUUCCUCGGUUGUACGAUGUCUACAAAGCGUCUUCACAACUUAACUGCUUUGAAGAUGUGAUUACGAAUAUAUUUCAGCCUCUUUACGAAGUCACCCAGGACCCGAGCUCUCACCCUAAUCUCCAUAUAUUUUUGCAAAGAUGUGUUGGAUUUGAUAGUGUGGACGACGAAUCGAAACCUGAAAGAAGAAUCUAUCGCAAAUACCCGUUGGCCAAGGAGUGGGAUAACAACCUGAACCCUCCUUACGCUUAUUAUCUCUAUUAUAUGUAUGCAAACAUGUGUUCUUUGAAUCAUUGGCGAAAACUUCGUGGUUUCAAUACUUUUGUUUUGCGACCACAUGCUGGUGAGGCAGGUAUUACCGACAACCUUACAUCAGCUUUCCUGACCUCCUAUGGUAUCAGUCAUGGCAUCUUGCUACGAAAAGUUCCUGCAUUGCAAUACUUGUAUUACCUUAAACAAGUGGGCCUGGCCAUGUCACCAUUAUCCAAUAACGCCCUCUUCUUGAAGUAUGAGCGAAAUCCAUUCCCCGAAUUUUUCCGCAGAGGAUUGAACGUCUCUUUAUCGACGGAUGAUCCUCUACAAUUCCAUUUCACAAAGGAGCCUUUAAUAGAAGAAUACAGUGUCGCUGCACAGAUUUGGAAACUCUCGUCCAGCGACAUGUGUGAGUUGGCAAGAAACUCAGUUAUUCAAAGUGGAUGGGAAAUGAAAAUUAAACAGCACUGGAUCGGCAAAAAAUGGUAUCAGCCAGGACCGGCAGGCAACGACAUGCAAAAAACCAAUGUGCCGAAUAUUCGAUUGGCUUUCCGGUAUGAGACGUUGAGGGAAGAGUUGGCGAUGCUGGAUCGAUAUUCUGGAACCACCGAGAAAGACAACGAUACUGUGGACACCUCGGCCGGAUUCAUUCUACAGUCAUCCGCCCGACCAGCUGGCUUUACUGACUCAGCCAUGAUAGGGGCUUCUAGUCUCAUCGAUCCAACUAAACUUCAGCAAGAUAUGAUUCAUAACCAUGCAAUUGAACCUAGAGACAAUGCAGGAGCUACAAGCAGUAAAGAACAUCAGCAUUCUGGAAUAGAGACACUUGAAGAACCAAAGAGCUCUGAAAUAUGGCAAGGUCUUGGAGGAUCAGAGCCUCCCCAUGACUAUACCUUUCCUGGAGCUUCCGUUCUUGCACAAAGGGCUAGACAACGCCGGGCCAGUCAGGAUAUGACCAACAUUCAUCACGAUGACUCUAUCUGAACAUGAUUUAGAUGAUACGAAAUUAUCUUUUUGAAAAUAAAUCAAAGAUAUAAUAAUCUUUCUCC
Messenger RNA from Umbelopsis ramanniana AG, 2757 nucleotides. RefSeq lists its product as uncharacterized. Gene Ontology annotation, cellular component: cytosol. The transcript is spliced from 13 exons. The coding region runs from base 62 to 2692 and encodes 876 amino acids. Gene Ontology annotation, biological process: IMP salvage; AMP metabolic process. The record is from RefSeq and is a predicted model, not a curated record. Gene Ontology annotation, molecular function: AMP deaminase activity. NCBI's taxonomy places the organism in Eukaryota, Fungi, Mucoromycota, Umbelopsidomycetes, Umbelopsidales, Umbelopsidaceae.